AUGAACACAGAACAAACAUCUAUAAUGCACACAUCCUUCCCAACUACCUCGAUAAAUUCAAAGUCGCAGGUGUUACCACAAGGAUCACAACAAAGUCUACAGAAUACAUCCGCAAUACCAAAACCAUUCAUUAAUAUUGUGGAACAACCAGCUACAAAAGCACUAAGAUUUCGUUAUAAAUGCGAAGGACGUUCAGCUGGUUCUAUACCAGGUGUAAAUUCGACACCUGAAAAUAAGACAUAUCCCACCAUUGAGAUUGUGGGUUAUGAAGGUGAUGUGGUCAUAGUGGCAUCAUGUGUGACAAAGGAUCCACCAUAUAGGCAACAUCCACAUUAUUUAGUUGGGAAAGAUGGUUGUAAAGAUGGUAUAUGUACACUUGUUCUGACUGGGGAAACACGGCGUGCAGUCUUCUCUAAUUUAGGUGUACAAUGUGUGAAGAAGAGUGAGAUUAAAUCUGCUUUGGAAGUACGUGAGCGACUGCAAGUAGAUCCAUUCAGAACAAGAUUUGGACACAAAGAUCAACCAUCCAGUAUUGAUUUGAAUGUGGUACGUUUAUGUUUCCAAGCAUUCUUAAAAACUGAAUCAGGUGUGAAACCAUUACAACCUGUUGUAUCGGAACCAAUUUAUGAUAAAAAAGCUAUGUCAGAUCUCGUAAUAAGACUUUGUUGUCGUUCAGCAAAAGUUGGUGGUGGUAAUGAAAUUAUUUUGUUAUGCGAAAAGAUUGCCAAAGAUGAUGUUAAGUUAAUUAAGAUACGAUUUUAUGAACUGGGCAAUGAUAAUGAACUUAUUUGGGAAGAUUAUGCUGAAUUUCAGCCAACGGAUAUACACAAGCAGACAGCUAUCGCAUUUAAAGCUCCGCGUUAUCAUAAUCAAGAUAUUUUGGAGAAGGCAAAGGUUUUUAUUCAAUUGGUGCGACCGUCUGAUGGAGUUCAGAGCGAUUCUUUGCCGUUCGAGUACUAUCCGGAUUCAGGUAAGCGUUAUUUAAUUUAA
Molecule: messenger RNA, 990 nt
Organism: Teleopsis dalmanni
Lineage: Eukaryota; Metazoa; Arthropoda; Insecta; Diptera; Diopsidae
Product: embryonic polarity protein dorsal-like
Exons: 3
Coding region: 1-990 (329 amino acids)
Biological process (GO): regulation of DNA-templated transcription; canonical NF-kappaB signal transduction; non-canonical NF-kappaB signal transduction
Cellular component (GO): cytoplasm
Molecular function (GO): DNA binding; DNA-binding transcription factor activity
Source: RefSeq, a predicted model, not a curated record